Symsagittifera roscoffensis is the source of this 2489-nucleotide messenger RNA. Its product is annotated as insulin gene enhancer protein isl-1-like. The transcript has 7 exons. The coding region runs from base 217 to 1863 and encodes 548 amino acids. Gene Ontology annotation, molecular function: DNA binding; DNA-binding transcription factor activity, RNA polymerase II-specific. Gene Ontology annotation, biological process: neuron fate specification; positive regulation of transcription by RNA polymerase II; axonogenesis. Lineage: Eukaryota; Metazoa; Xenacoelomorpha; Acoela; Convolutidae. The record is from RefSeq and is a predicted model, not a curated record.
UCUGAGCUCAGCCGAACCUUUUUGUUUUUACUUCAUCUCAUAUCAAUCUGCGUUUAAUUCAGCCUGCCACUAAUUUUAUUCUAAAAUAACACCUGAGCUGAAAUUCAAAAAUCUGAAAAAACAGUUAUAAAACUAACUUGAAAAACCCGGAAAUUUUCAAUUAAUAUUGCAUUAAAAAUAUUUUAAAUUAUUUACAAAAAUUUUGAUAUUUCCUUGAUGGUUAUUUCCCAUUUUACGCCCCAUCUUAACUUUGGUCAUUUUUCCAUGGAUUUUGACUCUUUCAUUCCCCCCAUCCCCCCAAAUUUCACCCCGGGUUCACCCGCCAUUAUUCCCUCAUCACCCCAAAUUAUGUUCCCGCCAGUACCUGGCUCUAAUCUGAAUCCCAACCUUUUCCCCCGCACACAAGUGGUGCCUCAGUACUCACAUAAAAAAGAGACCAGUCCCUCCCUCCUGGCCCAAAAUGACUCAUCAUUGACCCCGUCAUCACUUAGCCCCCCUUUCGAUGGGACGGUGGGGGCUAAAAAGGAAAGCGGCGCUAUGCUCAGCGAUCUAUCAAAACAACACCCUAUAUCAAACAAAUCACUUUCGCCAGGGUUCGACUCUGAAAACGUUUUGUCGACCAAUGAGAACAGAGAAAGCAAUCAGUCCUCGGCAGGGUGCGACAAUUCAUCUCCCUCUCCACUCUCAUCGGCGACCGAGAAGAUCCCAAAAUGCAUCGGGUGUUGCGAGCCUAUCCUGGACCAAUUCAUCUUGAGAGUGGCGCCGGACUUAGAGUGGCACGCGCACUGUCUCAAAUGCCACCAGUGCUCGACAGUUCUGGAUGAGAGACAAACUUGCUACUUAAAGGACGGCAAACCAUACUGCAAGCUAGACUACAUACGUUUAUUCAGCAUCAGAUGUGGAAAAUGUGACCUGCCGUUUGAAAAGACUGACCGGGUGAUGCGAACUAUGAACAAAGUUUACCACGUGGAGUGUUUCUCCUGCAACGUCUGUUUCAAACAGUUGUUGCCGGGAGACGAAUACGCAAUCCGAGAUGACCUCAUAUUCUGUCGGGACGACAUGGUCGAACUCAUGACAUCAUCUGCAGCAGCUAAUGCGAAUCAGAGUCCCAACCAAAACUCUUUGCCGACAUGCGAGAACCCAUCGUCGGCAGGGGAUACGAGGAUAGCAGGAAUACCUUCAGAGCAAAACAGUCCCAAAUAUGGGGGCAUGCAGAACAAUUCAGUCGGGAAUAAUUUGAGUCUGUCUUUGAGCUCGUCAAACGACUUGGAUAGAGACGACAAAAUCAUUUUUUCACCAGAUGACAAAUCGUGCAAGGACUCUGCAGUCUCUCUGUCGGUCAGGGGGGAGAAGAGACACCACUCCUCCAAGGACGGCUCCUCCAAGCCCACCCGCAUCCGUACUGUGCUUAAUGAAAAACAACUACACACUCUCAGGACCUGUUACAAUGCCAACCCCAGACCGGAUGCCCUGAUGCGGGAGCAGUUGGUGGAGAUGACUGGCCUGUCUCCCAGAGUUAUUAGGGUCUGGUUCCAGAACAAGAGGUGCAAGGACAAGAAACGAAGCAUAGCCAUCAAACAAAUGCACCAGCUUCAGGCAGAAAAGAAUAUUAGUGGUCUGAAUGGCGUGCCCAUGGUCGCUGGCAGCCCCAUGCGUCAUGACCCAGUGCUGGACGGCCAGUUUCCUCCCUACCCCCACCCUCCGUACGGCCUACCACACCACCCCCACCACGCCUCAGAGAUGGACCCAGCCUACAUGAUGGCAUUCGACAACGGCGGCGGCGGACCAGGUUCAGUCAUUUCAGACGGCUGUUUGGGCUCGCCUGCUGGAAGCGACUGCUCCCUCUCUCUAUCCUCAGACUGAAAACAACAUUCCACCUACACCCGUCGAAACAGACAAUUAUCAACCCUAAUUCUACAUAUUAUGUACAUCACAACUAUUAAUUUCAAUGUCAUUUGAACACUCGUCAACGAAUUGCCAUCUACACUGAAGAAUUGCGACAAAGGAUAUGCAUCGACGAGGUGGAUGAUUUUUACCUUCGUUUGAUCUCUUCAAUUAUUUAACCGACCCUAGGGAAUCUAGAACCUUCGGAUUUCCCGACAUGUUUACAACGUCAUAUGGUACCAUUGAAUCUACUGGAUAUGGGAACCGAUAAAAAUUCUGACAACCGAUGCCGGAUAUUCGAAAUUAUUUGAAGCACAGAAACCUGGAUAUUUCCCGACUUGCGAAGAUUUUGGAUGUUUAUUUUGACGAGACUUCAUCCAGUCAAGGCCGAAUGAACGUUGAUUAGAUGUUACAAAUCCUUUUAGCUGUCAAAAACUCAGUCAUCAAUAGCUGUUUAAACGAACCGUCAAUCAAAACUCUAUUGCAACUCCAUUCCCAAAAAGACACUCUUUUCUUUUCCGUUUUAUGUUUCAAAUAAUGCAGAAAAUUUAAAUGCUGUAAAUAAACCAUUUAGUAAAUGUUACAAUUUAAUCUUCUAGAAAACA